UCGAGUUGGAAGUGCAUCUUUUGGAUGCAGAAAACAAAGUCGUGGACAACGUGGCCGGGACCCAGGGCCAGCUGAAAGUGCCGGGUGCCAACCUCUGGUGGCUGGACCGGAUGCACGAACGCCCCGCCUGCCUAUACUCGUGGGAGAUCCGAGGGAAGGACUUCGACCUGCUUUGCUGGCUUGGCACUAACGCCUUCUGCACCAGCCACUAUCCCUACGCAGAGAAGCUGCAGAUGUGUGACCGGUAUGGGAUUGUGGUUAUUGAUGAGUGUCCCGCUGUGGGCCUCUUGCUGCCAUGAGUCCCUGCUGUGCACCUGCUCCGCCUGGCCAGCCCAUGGGCCACACCGUGCCUCUGUCCCUUCCCUCCUGGCCCGCGGCAGCUCUUCAACAACUUGUCUAUGCAUCACUACAUGGGGUUGAUGGAAGAACUGGUGCACAGAGACAAGAAUCACCCUGCCCUGGUGAUGUGGUCUGACCAACGAGCCUGCGUCCUACCUAGAAUCUGCUGGCUACUACAUCAAGAGGAACCCUGUUGUGAAUCUGAUACUUAUGAGGCUGUGGCUGCUGCAACAUCAGAAUCCACUACUGUAGAGCCUGGCAAGCUGGAUGUGGGAGCCACAGAGGGCCACGACCUGCAGCACAUCAACAACAAAAAGCUGCCCACAGGUCCCCCUGAGGACAGCCUGAGUUUAAAAUCUCUAACACCAAGUGAGAAACACAUUGCUGAUGUCCAGAUUUUACCAUCAGUUGUCCAGGGUUCUUCUGAGGACAAUCUGAAUUUAAUACGCCUACCGCCAAGUGAAACUGGUGAUUGGGAAAAUGAUGAUAAUGAUGAGGAUGAUGAGGAUGUUGAUAUCAUCCAGAUUUUCCCAUUGCGUGACCAAGGUCCCCCUGAGGACAGCCUGAGUUUAAAAUCUCUAACACCAAGUGAGAAACACAUUGAUGAUGUCCAGAUUUUACCAUCACUUGUCCAGGGUCCCCCUGAGGACAGCCUGAGUUUAAAAUCUCUAACACCAAGUGAGAAACACAUUGAUGAUGUCCAGAUUUUACCAUCACUUGUCCAGGGUUCUUCUGAGGACAAUCUGAAUUUAAUACGCCUACCGCCAAGUGAAAUUGGUGAUUGGGAAAAUGAUGAUAAUGAUGAGGAUGAUGAGGAUGUUGAUAUCAUCCAGAUUUUCCCAUUGCCUGACCAAGGAUCUUCAUGUUGACAGCUGGGGAAUAGCCCAGCAUCAACUCAGUUCAUGCUUGUCAACCACCUCCAUACACCACAUCCAGCAAAGCUUCCUGAGUGACUCAGAGUCCUCUGAGUCCUUCCAGCUUGGCCUGAGGAUGGCCUGGUUUUAAGAGGCUCACCACAAUGCAAAGAUGAAGAAGAAAAAGAAGAUGAUGAUGAUAAUAAUGAUGCCCACAGAAUAACAGAUCUGUGUGAAGCGCACAGCAGAAUCUGAUUCUCACGAUGUUUUCUUUUAUAUAAUUGCAGGGAACAGCUUGGAAAGAAAAUGACUUGACGCUGGAGAGUAUAAGUGACAAGAAGACUCAUCCAGUUAGGAGCUACGUGCCAGGAAAAACCCAAUGGGAAAAGGUUCCCAGGAGCCUCCAGCUUGGCCUGGGGACUACCUGUAUGCAAGAUAUGCACUAGGAGAUGCGUAUGAAGAUGAAGAUGAUGAUGAUGCUGAUUGUGAUGAUGAUGUCCAUGGAACAGCUUGGAGAGAAAAUGGGUGAAGCCCUUCUAGGAGCUGACCAGGGUGCUGACUCAAAGGGAAGGCCAGCACGUGCUGCAGGGACGUCUGAGGGAGACUCAAGCUCUGCAGUCAGGCAUUUUCCCAGGCUUGGCGUAAAGAAGUGAUGGAGACUUUCCUGUGAUUCCUAGGCUCCCCUCCUGGACAGCACCAGGAAUGGGCCUUCGAGGGGGCUGGGCUUCAGGCCAGCCUGGCGGCGUGCUUGGGUGACUUGGGAGAAUGUAGCUGUUUGCUGGGAAGAUCUUAAGGAGGAAACCAGAACCUCUCCCUGUCCCAAGCUUUCAUCCCUGGGGGAGCCUGUUAGGACAGAGUUCAUCCUCAGUCAAAAGAAAGUGCAUCUGGUUUCCCAUUUUACCUUCCUUCCUGCCACCCAGAGUGGGAGCAGGCAAACCUGGCUGAGGAGAGCCACACCCAGCCACACCCCAUGGGUCAAUCACUGGAGCUUCUGAAACCUGGGUGGUGCCUGGUACAGCUGGGUUCCUUCCUUCCCCCAGCCCAAGUUCCUGCCCCCAGCUUUGUCCCUGGAGGUCUCAAUCGUGCUCUCUACAUUCUGAGGGGAACUCUUGGCCCCAGCAGAGAGCAAAACUCCAAGUGCACCUCCCAUACACCCCCCAGCACUGGGUUCGGCCUGUACCAUCCGGGACCUGGUGCUUCUGGGCCUGGAAUUUUGCCUUUGGCAAGAGAGUGAGAAGAGACGUGACUGCUCCAGGAACGGAAAGUGCCAUUCCGACUUGAAAUAAAGAGACUGAGCGCAUUGA
Rhinopithecus roxellana (golden snub-nosed monkey) is the source of this 2497-nucleotide messenger RNA. RefSeq names its product aspartate rich 1 (gene DRICH1). Lineage: Eukaryota; Metazoa; Chordata; Mammalia; Primates; Cercopithecidae. Gene Ontology annotation, biological process: carbohydrate metabolic process. Gene Ontology annotation, molecular function: hydrolase activity, hydrolyzing O-glycosyl compounds. The record is from RefSeq and is a predicted model, not a curated record. The transcript has 20 exons. Bases 399 to 1208 code for a protein of 269 amino acids.